CGUCGCUUUACUUCCGGUUAUGUUCCGCUGUCUGUUGGCUUGAGUUAGCUGCUUCGUGCUAGGCAAGGAAAUGUCCCAUUCUGGUGAAUUGUUACCGCAUAAUUUCAACUUUCUGUAAGCAGACAGACAUGUAGCGGCGACUGUAGAAUAAACACUGCCACUUGGUGUGUGUUUUUAAAGCCUAGUCCUGUCUCAAACCCCACCAGGUUUCACACUGUUGUAGUUUACAAACAGUAACGUUGCGGAGCACGACGUCUUCUGUCCCCCACUAUAAACUAGCACGACGACUCCCCAAAACCAGUAAGUCAGUUGGCCUCUUUUAACUGGUUUUCUUCCGCAUAAGCAGAGUUUAGACUGCGACAGAAAGUAAAGGAACCCAUCUUUAGCCAUGUGCAUCCGUCUCUGCAGUGUGCAUGAAUGCAGGACACUCUUGUAAGCAACCACAGGAAAAAAAAUGCCAUCGAGAAAUCAUCUUGACAAAAUCGGAAGGAAGAAGAAGAAGAAAUGGACAGAGGAGGCCAUGGAACGUGCACUGAUUGAGGUGAAGUCGGGAAGGUGUACGGUGAGACAGGCUGCCAAGGAGUUUGGAGUCCCUAAAUCUUCACUGGGGGACAGAGUCAGUGGACGGGUGACACCAGGGAGUCGCAGCGGGCCAGCUCAGCUUAUAACAUCUGCCGACGAGGAGCUGUUGGUGGAGUUCUCUUUAUAUAUGUCCAAGCACGGAUUUCCACUGACCAAGCAACAGCUGGUGUCCUUUGCCUCAUCCAUUUAUAAGCGGCAGCAUCGGAGGGUGGCAUUUUCUAAACUAGGCCAGACCUGGUGGCUCAAUUUUAGAAAACGGCAAGAAAAGAAUAUUACCAUUCAGCCAGCAGACAAUGUUGUCCGUGGGAGGACAGUAUGUGUGAGGAAGGAAGCAGUGGAUCAGUUUUUUCAUUUACUGAGCACUGUCAUGGACGCUCAUGGGCUCAGAGACAAGCCUCACCAAAUCUUCAACUGCAAUGAGAUGGGCUUUCAGCUGGGCAGGAAGAGGGUGAUUCUCCCCAAAUCUGCCAGUCUGGGCUACAAGCCAGCACCAGGCCUGAGGGACCACAUCUCUGUCCUGGCUUGCUUUAGCGCAGCUGGAGAGGACGUUCCCCCAUUUAUUAUCUACUCAAAGGCCUAUCCAGGGGGAGUCUGUUACAAGACACAAGGGCCUCUGAAUGCCCUCUAUGGAUGGUCAGACUCGGGGUGCGUCAACUCUGACCUUUUCAAGAAAUGGUUCCUCAAACACUUCCUCCUGCACGCACCGAAGAAGCGCCCGCUGCUGCUGAUGUUCGACGGCCACAAGUCCCCCGUGAACCUUGAGGUGGUGGAAGCAGCUCGUAGGGAGGACGUCAUCCUCCUGUGCCUUCCGCCUCAUUGCUCUCACAUCCUGCAGCCGCUCGACGCGGGUCUCUUUGUCCUCCUGAAGCAGCGUUUCGCUGCACUCAUCGGUGAUGGUGGCGCCGCUGAUAAUCACUUUGCAGUCAGCAAGAAAGAGUUCUCAGGUGUGUUUAAAGGGGCGUAUCAGAUAGUGAACGAGGAGGAGGAGGAGGAGGAGGGUGCCAGGACUGUGAAGGAGGGCUUUAGGAAAUGUGGCAUCUACCCGUUAAACCACUUCACCAUCAACGAGGAUCAUUUAAUGCCAUCGCUCGGCAUUGGCCCGGCAGCUGGACCCUCGCUGUCCACAUCAGCACAGGGGGUGCACACUGUAGGAGACCUCACAGCUGCUGGACCCUCCUCCUAACUCAUUACUACCCAAGACUAUCAAUCAGCUGUCAGUACCUUUAAAGGAAAGAGUUUGACUGCAUAAUUUAACAACACCUGAAUGAAGACAGACUGUAUCUGCCAUUUGAAAUACUGAAUGGUUUUACACUCCCUCCCUCAGCCUCCCUGCAGAGUGCUCUGUUUGUCAGAAGAGAAGGAAUGUGUUGAUAUUAAUUACCGUUGUGCUCAGAUGUGAUAGUUAAGGGAAAAUGUUUGAAUCCUGCACAACAGCAGCUUCCAACCCCGCGGAGGCCUAAAGAAGAUUAUCAAACGAAUAAGAAAGGGAAAAAAAAUGUAUUUCUAUAUUGUCUAAGAUUUCUCUAUUUAUUGCCUUUUUCUUGUGAAAUACGGGAUAACUUUAAACUCUUCAGGCCUGUAAAAAUCAUACAAGCUGAGGCAGAAACAUGGGUUCAUUUUAGGGAACACAAUGCAAAAAGGUUGCCAACCUACUGUUGUAUAACAAAUUAAUUUAAGCUCUGUCAUUUUGUUCUUGUGUGUCAUGUAAUUGAUGGCCAGCCAGCUACAUAAGCUAACUUAUAUCAAGCAGUGUGAAUAGUUGUGCUUGAUUUAUCUUCUAAUCUACUAUGUGUGUAAUGUGAGCUAGUUUUUGUAACUCUGCUCUGGACUGAUCAAACAAGUUGUUUACUCAUUUAACGUGUAUUCAUUCAGCUGUUAACAGAUUCACCUCGUUGUUCUUAACAUGCCUACGAAGAUAAAAGGACAGAUUUAAAACGUCCACGUUAUUCUCCAUAGUUACAGGAACUAGUACAUUGUGAAAAUGUAGUCAAAUGUUGCCGUCUGUCAAGAUUUAUUAUGGUCCAGUAUCCGUUCAAGCCUGCUGUCAAACCCACUGAGAGAACACAGGGAUAACAAUGUUUUUUUAUAUAAAUUAUACAAAUCUACUGACAGAAGAAGAAAAGAUAACAUGUCUUUGAAACUGCUUACAAUAUUCUGUGAAUCUGUUGUUCCUUUGUUUGAGUAUUCUGAAUGUACUUGGUUCAUUAAGUAGUUAUAAAAGGAAUAUAUUGUAUAAAAUACUGAAGAACUGAGAAGAGUUUAUCACUUUUUUAAUUUGGGGAGGAAAUACUUUAUACAGAAAUGUGUUUUUCAAAUAUGCAAUAUGUUUACUAUGAGGAUGAUCUCAGGGGGGAAGUAAAAUAAAGAAUAAAGGUAUAUUUGAAAUAU
Dicentrarchus labrax (European seabass) is the source of this 2970-nucleotide messenger RNA. RefSeq lists its product as uncharacterized. Gene Ontology annotation, cellular component: nucleus. The transcript is spliced from 3 exons. Bases 455 to 1765 code for a protein of 436 amino acids. The record is from RefSeq and is a predicted model, not a curated record. NCBI's taxonomy places the organism in Eukaryota, Metazoa, Chordata, Actinopteri, Moronidae. Gene Ontology annotation, molecular function: DNA binding.